AUGGAUACUUCUCCCUCCAAAAAAUAUCCAGUUAAAAAACGGGUGAAAAUACAUCCCAACACAGUGAUGGUGAAAUAUACUUCUCAUUAUCCCCAGCCUGGCGAUGAUGGAUAUGAAGAAAUCAAUGAAGACUAUGGAAAUUUUAUGGAGGAAAAUCCAAAGAAAGGUCUGCUGAGUGAAAUGAAAAAAAAAGGAAGAGCUUUCUUUGGAACCAUGGAUACCCUACCUCCACCAACAGAAGACCCAAUGAUCAAUGAGAUUGGACAAUUCCAGAGCUUUGCAGAAAAAAACAUUUUUCAAUCCCGAAAAAUGUGGAUAGUGCUGUUUGGAUCUGCUUUGGCUCAUGGAUGUGUAGCUCUUAUCACUAGGCUUGUUUCUGAUCGGUCUAAAGUUCCAUCUCUAGAACUGAUUUUUAUCCGUUCUGUUUUUCAGGUCUUAUCUGUGUUAGUUGUGUGUUACUAUCAGGAGGCCCCCUUUGGACCCAGUGGAUACAGAUUACGACUCUUCUUUUAUGGUGUAUGCAAUGUCAUUUCUAUCACUUGUGCUUAUACAUCAUUUUCAAUAGUUCCUCCCAGCAAUGGGACCACUAUGUGGAGAGCCACAACUACAGUCUUCAGUGCCAUUUUGGCUUUUUUACUCGUAGAUGAGAAAAUGGCUUAUGUUGACAUGGCUACAGUUGUUUGCAGCAUCUUAGGUGUUUGUCUUGUCAUGAUCCCAAACAUUGUUGAUGAAGACAAUUCUUUGUUAAAUGCCUGGAAAGAAGCCUUUGGGUACACCAUGACUGUGAUGGCUGGACUGACCACUGCUCUGUCAAUGAUAGUAUACAGAUCCAUCAAGGAGAAGAUCAGCAUGUGGACUGCACUGUUUACCUUUGGUUGGACUGGGACAAUUUGGGGAAUAUCUACUAUGUUUAUUCUUCAAGAACCCAUCAUCCCAUUAGAUGGAGAAACCUGGAGUUAUCUCAUUGCUAUAUGUGUCUGUUCUACUGCAGCAUUCUUAGGAGUUUAUUAUGCCUUGGACAAAUUCCAUCCAGCUUUGGUUAGCACAGUACAACAUCUGGAGAUUGUGGUAGCUAUGGUCUUGCAGCUUCUCGUGCUGCACAUAUUUCCUAGCAUCUAUGAUGUUUUUGGAGGGGUAAUCAUUAUGAUUAGUGUUUUUGUCCUUGCUGGCUAUAAACUUUACUGGAGGAAUUUAAGAAGGCAGGACUACCAGGAAAUACUAGACUCUCCCAUUAAAUGAAUACCUGAUUAUUAUUGUCUCAUUAAUGUUCAGUUAUUAAUAUGUAUACUGCCAUUUUAAUGUUUACCUAUGAAUGUCUUUUGUGUUAUAUAAUUGACAGAAUGCUAUAUAAUAUAUAAUAUAUACAAAUGCAGAAAAUUUAUUCUAGUCUAAUAUAUUCAAAUACAAAUAUUAAAUAUAUGAAAUACGUUA
This is a messenger RNA of Gorilla gorilla gorilla (western lowland gorilla), 1431 nucleotides long. It is a transcript of the gene SLC35G2, whose product is annotated as solute carrier family 35 member G2. The record is from RefSeq and is a predicted model, not a curated record. NCBI's taxonomy places the organism in Eukaryota, Metazoa, Chordata, Mammalia, Primates, Hominidae. The transcript has a single exon. Gene Ontology annotation, cellular component: plasma membrane. Bases 1 to 1239 code for a protein of 412 amino acids.